GGCGGCGGCCGGGGAUGGCGAGAUAGCGGCGCGGGAGCGGCCGGACUCAUUGCACGAAAGAUGGAUAUUUACUCAUGUUUGAAAAGACCAUCCCGGAUGGUGGACAAUAAAAGAAUGAGGACUACUUCAAAUUUCCAGUGGCUCUUCUCAACAUUCAUUCUUCUCUAUCUAAUGAAUCAAGUCAAUAGCCAGAAGAAGGGAUCUCUUCAUGAUCUAAAGUGCAUAACUAGCGAUUUACAAGUGUGGGACUGUUCUUGGAAAGCAUCCUCUGAAGCAGGCCGAGAUGCUGCUUAUGAAUUUUGCAUUGAAAACAGGUCUCAUUCUUGUUAUCAGUUGAAGAAAACAAAUGUUAAAAUUCCAGCUCUUCCACCUGGUGAUCAUGAAAUAACAAUACAUUCUCCACAUGAUUUUGAAAGUUUUACAAGUAAAUUCAUACUAAAUGAAAAAAAUGUUUCCUUAAUUCCAGAUACUCCAGAGAUCUUGAAUUUGUCUGCUGAUUUCUCAACCUCUACAUUAUACCUAAAGUGGAAUGACAAGGGUUCUGUUUUUCCACGUCACUUAAAUGUCAUCUGGGAAAUUAAAAUUCUACGUAAACAGAGUAUGGAGCUUGUAAAAUUAGUGACCCACAACACAACUCUGAAUGGUAAAGAUACAGUUCAUCACUGGAGUUGGGUCUCAGACAUGCCCUUGGAAUGUGCUGUUCAUUAUGUGGGAAUUAGAUGCUACAUUGACAGUCUUCAUUUUUUUGGUCGCAAAGUGUGGAGUGACUGGAGCCCACUGAAAAAUAUUUUUUGGACUCCUGUUUCUCAGCUUCACGUUUUUCCUCAAGACAGAGUGAUACUUGUAGGCUCAGAUAUGAUAUUUUGUUGUGUGAGUCAAGAAAAAGUGUCAACAGCACUUGUUGGUGGUACAAAUGCUCCGUUUAUCCAUCUUGAUGGGGAAAAUGUUGCAAUCAAGAUCUAUAAUAUUUCUGCUUCUGCAAGUAGUGGAACAAAUAUUGUAUUUUCAACACAAAGUAACGUAGAUGGAGCAGUUGUUUUUGCUGGAUAUCCACCCGAUAUUCCUCAAAAACUGAAUUGUGAGACACAUGAUUUAAAAGAGAUUAUAUGUACUUGGGAUCCAGGACGGUCGACAUCAUUGGUGGGCGAACGCAAUACAAAUUACACUUUAUAUGAAAGUUUUUCAGGAAAACAUGUUAGGUUUCAAAGAGUUGAAGCACCUAUGAAUGAAAGCUAUCAGUUAUUCUUUCAAAUGCUUCCAAAUCAAGAAAUAUAUAAUUUUACUCUGAAUGCUCGCAAUCCUCUGGGUCGAUCAGAAUCAACAAUUUUAGUUAACAUAACUGAAAGAGUUUCUCCCCAUACUCCUGUUUCAUUCAAAGUGAAGGAUAUUAAUUCAACAGCUGUUAUGCUUUCUUGGCAUUUAUCAGGCAACUUUACAAAGAUUAGUCUUUUAUGUCAAAUUGAAAUUAACAAAACUAAUUCAGUACAAGAAUCGAGAAAUGUCACAAUCAAAGGAGUAGAAAAUUCAAAUUAUCUUGUUGCCGUGGGCAAGUUAAAUCCAUAUACAGUAUAUACUUUUCGGAUUCGCUGUACUACUGAAACUUUCUGGAAAUGGAGCAAAUGGAGCAAUAAAAAACAGCAUGUAACCACAGAAGCCAGUCCUUCAAAGGGACCCGAUACUUGGAGAGAAUGGAGUUCUGAUGGAAAAAAUUUAAUAAUCUAUUGGAAGCCUUUACCCAAUAAUGAAGCCAAUGGAAAAAUACUUUCCUACAAUGUAUCAUAUUCAUCAGAUGAGGAAACACAGUCCCUUUCUGAGAUCCCUGAUCCUCAACACAAAACAGAGAUACGACUUGAGAAGAACGACUACAUCAUCAGUGUGGUUGCAAAAAAUUCUGCUGGCUCAUCACCACCUUCUAAAAUAGCGAGUAUGGAAAUUCCAAAUGAUGAUCUCAAAAUAGAGCAGGCCGUUGGAAGAGGAAAGGGGAUUGUCCUUACCUGGCAUUACGACCCCAACAUGACUUGCGACUAUGUCAUUAAGUGGUGUAAUUCGUCUAGGUCUAAACCAUGCCUCAUGGACUGGAGAAAAGUUUCUUCAAACAGCACUGAAACUGUGAUAGAAUCUGAUCAGUUUCGACCAGGUGUAAGAUAUAAUUUUUUCCUGUAUGGGUGCAAAAAUCAAGGAUAUCAAUUAUUACGUUCCAUAAUUGGAUAUAUAGAAGAAUUGGCUCCAAACGUUGCACCAAAUUUUACUGUUGAGGAUACUUCUGCAGAUUCGAUAUUAGUAAAAUGGGAAGAUAUUCCUGUGGAAGAGCUUAGAGGCUUCUUAAGAGGAUAUUUAUUUUACUUUGAAAAAGGAGAGAGAGACACAUCUAAGAUGAGGGGUUUGGAAUCAUCAGGUCGUUCUGAUGUGAAAGUUAAGAAUAUCACUGACAUAUCCCAGAAGACAUUGAGAAUUGCUGAUCUUCAAGGUAAAACAAGUUACCAUCUGGUCUUGCGAGCCUAUACAGAUGGCGGAAUGGGCCCAGAGAAAAGUAUGUUUGUGGUGACAAAGGAAAAUUCUGUGGGAUUAAUUAUUGCAAUUCUCAUCCCAGUGGCAGUGGCUGUCAUUGUUGGAGUGGUAACAAGUAUCCUUUGCUAUCGGAAACGAGAAUGGAUUAAAGAAACCUUUUACCCUGAUAUUCCAAAUCCAGAAAAUUGUAAAGCAUUGCAGUUUCAAAAGAGUGUCUGUGAGGGAAGCAGUGGUCUGAAAACAUUGGAAAUGAAUCCUUGUACCCCAAAUAAUGUUGAGGUUUUGGAAACUAGAUCGACAUUUCCUAAGAUAGAAGAUACAGAAAUAAUUUCCCCGGUAGCUGAGCGUCCUGAAGAUGGCUGUGAUGCAGAGCCUGAAAACCACGUGGUUGUGUCCUACUGUCCACCAAUCAUUGAGGAAGAGAUACCAAAUCCAGCUGCGGAUGAAGCUGGAGGGACUUCACAAGUCAUUUACAUUGAUGUUCAGUCAAUGUAUCAGCCUCAAGCAAAACCAGAGGAAGAACAAGAAAAUGACCCUGUAGGAGGGGCAGGAUAUAAGCCACAAAUGCACCUCCACAUUAAUUCUACUGUAGAAGAUACAGCUGGAGAAGAUGACUUAGAUAAAACUGCGGGUUACAGACCUCAGGCAAGUGUAAAUACAUGGAACUUAGUAUCCCCAGACUCUCCUAGAUCCACAGACAGCAACAGUGAAGUUGUCUCAUUUGGAAGUCCGUGCUCCAUUAAUUCCCGGCAAUUUUUGAUUCCUCCUAAAGAUGAAGACUCUCCUAAAUCUAAUGGAGGAGGGUGGUCCUUUACAAACUUUUUUCAGAACAAACCAAAUGAUUAACAGUGUCAUUGUGUCACUUCAGUCUGCCAUCUCAAUAAGCUCUUAUCACUAGUGUUGCCGCGUCAGCACUGGGCUUUCUUGGAGGGACCCUGUGAAGUAUUGUUAGUGAGGUAAACUUCACUACAUGUAAGUUACACUGAAAGUGUUAAUGUGCUCUUAAUGUAGCCUAAAAGCCAAAGUAUAGUGACUCAGAAUCCUCAAUCCACGAAACCCAAGAUUUGGAGCUCUUUGUGAUCGAGCCAAAGAAUUCUCACGUGCUCUACCUUCAAGAAGCAUUUCAAGGCUAAUAGUUCAUACAUGCAAACAAAUCCCACCGCAACUGUUUUCUGUUGUUAAUGGUUUUCUGAAAUGUAUACUUUAUGGAAUUGCAAGUGAAUUUGCAGGCAAGGAAGAAAAAUGUCAGUAACAGAUGAUGUUUAUUUGCCUGAAAUUUACUCAUUUCUAGAUGAAAACCAAGCACAGAUUUUAAAACUCUAAAGAUUAUUCUCCUCCAUCCACAGCAUUUACAAAAAUUAAUAUAAUUUUUUAACAUAGUGUUUUGUUUGAUAAAGUAUGCUGAUUUCUGUGCCUACUGUAUAAUGGUUAUCAAACAGUUGUCUCAGGGGUACAAACUUGGAAAACGAGUGUGACACUGACCAGCCCAGGAACAGAAUCGUGUUUUCUUGCUUUGAUCGGUUUUUCAGACUUUUCCAUUAUUUUUUUGGUUUUAUACUAGCUUCCAUUAUUUCAGUUGGUUGCCUUGAUUUUUAAAAUUUAAAUUUCUAAGACUAUAGACCUAAGGUUGUUUUGUUUUGUUUUUUUGAAAAAACAUUUUACUUUGUGAUAGUGUCAGCUUUAUGAGCAAAUUCAAUAUUAUUCAUAAACAUAUAAUUCCAGUGAUUUAUUAUGUGAGGUAACUACAAUGCAAUAUCUAGUGGCAUUGGCUGUCCAUAUAGUUCUGAUUGGCUUUGGUUUCUCUCGAGAAGUCCAUGCCAUUGCGCCCGGUUACCCAGCAGCAAUGAUCUUUGACACCUCCCAGAAGAUGUUCCUUCUGCUUAUGAAUCUUUCCACAUCCUUCCUCUUAAAUGAUCAUCAUUCCAGACUAUCUGAUCCAGUCCUCCAAAUGUUGAAUAUGUAGAAACUAAAGAGAGAAUACUUCUUACAGGAAUAGUUACCCAAAGGCUUUUUCAUAGCAAAUGUCACAAAUCAAUCUGAAUCCACAAGCAUACCUUUAUUACAGGUGCAGUGAUUGCUUGGUGAGCUUUGCAGAGUUGUGUGUUUCAGCACAGCAUCCUCUGCUCACCCUUAUUUCCUAUUUCUCGUAAAUGAUGUCUAGAGUUAUUGUGGUUCUUGGGAAAGCAGAAUGAAAAACUAAAAGUGUAUUUUCUAUUUUCCCUGCUUUCAGGUUGUCUGAGUAUUUUGUCUUUUGAUCAUCAAGGCAAAAGUACUUGAAAAUUUAAAAUAUACAAAUAAGAUAUGUUUGUUUUUUAAUUAUCUGAGAGUCUGUAAUGUAUUUGAAAAUAAUUGAUCAAUUAAUUUUUCUCACGCUUAUAUUGUAUCUUUUUAAAGUCAUGUGGAAAAGCCACUGGGUGACAAGGGACAAAAUCUGCUUAGGUACUCUGUGUAUGAACCCUGGUUUUAACUGCUAGGAUUCGACUCAAUUUCUGAGCUUCAGGAUAUAUGGCUACGUGGAAUGAAAUGCGAUUAAUUAUGUAUAUACAUAGUAUACUAAAACUAUAUAAUAGUUCGUAGAAAUUUUCACUAAUGAAAAAUGUAUCACACCAGAGCCAUCCCUAAACAGAAUUUUCUCUUGUCUUCCUUUUUAUCCUCUUGGACUCCUUCUCUUUGCUUCCACCUCAGACACUCAGACCUGGGGCUGCCUUCUCUCCCUCCUGAGUUUACCAUUACCAUACUCCCUCGC
Carlito syrichta (Philippine tarsier) is the source of this 5254-nucleotide messenger RNA. RefSeq names its product LIF receptor alpha (gene LIFR). Gene Ontology annotation, cellular component: external side of plasma membrane; membrane; signaling receptor complex. Gene Ontology annotation, biological process: positive regulation of cell population proliferation; cytokine-mediated signaling pathway. The transcript has 20 exons. Gene Ontology annotation, molecular function: leukemia inhibitory factor receptor activity; cytokine binding; oncostatin-M receptor activity. Lineage: Eukaryota; Metazoa; Chordata; Mammalia; Primates; Tarsiidae. Bases 61 to 3354 code for a protein of 1097 amino acids. The record is from RefSeq and is a predicted model, not a curated record.